UCACGUCAGACCCUCUCAAUCGAGCGUCAAAACACUUGUGUUGAUGUCGGACGCAGCUGUUGUCCUGUCCAUUUGCUAACACAUCAAACUUUAAGCCCCAAGAUGUUUUUGUCUGCUGCAGUCCGCUCUGCAGUAUCGCAGACGGUCAGGAGUCUGCAUCGUUCUGCUGCACGCGCUGGAGCUGGUGGAAUCUUUGUUCACAGAGAUACUCCUGACAACAACUCAGAUACUCCUUUUGACUUCACUGAGGAAAACAAAAAGAGGAUUGAGGCUAUCAUUUCAAUGUACCCUGUUGGACAUAAGCAAGCAGCCACCAUCCCAGUGUUGGAUUUAGCCCAGAGGCAACAUGGAUGGCUCCCUAUCUCCGCCAUGAACAAGGUCGCUGAGGUGCUAGAAAUUGCUCCAAUGAGAGUGUAUGAAGUAGCAACAUUCUAUACGAUGUUCCUGCGUCAGCCUGUGGGAAAAUACUUCAUUCAGAUCUGCACAACAACACCCUGCAUGCUUUGCAACUCAGACAGCAUCCUGGAGGCCAUCCAAAACAAACUGGGUAUCAAGGUUGGAGAGACUACUCCAGACAAGAUGUUCACGCUAAUAGAAGUGGAAUGCCUAGGUGCCUGUGUAAAUGCUCCAAUGGUCCAGAUCAACGACAACUAUUAUGAGGACCUCUCACCUAAGGACAUUGAGGACAUUAUUGAUGAACUUAAAGCAGGCAGAAUCCCACCACCUGGGCCUAGGAACGGCCGUUUCUCCUGUGAGCCUGCAGGCGGAUUGACUUCUCUGACAGAGCCUCCUAAAGGACCAGGCUUCGGUGUAAGACCGGACCUGUAGGCAUUUUUGGGCCACCAUCUGCUUUUAUCAAAAGCCACUUGUCCCUGAAGCUGACAUUAUGCUUAAUGUUGUGUAAAUAAAAUGUUCAUAUACCUGUG
Perca fluviatilis (European perch) is the source of this 926-nucleotide messenger RNA. It is a transcript of the gene ndufv2, whose product is annotated as NADH:ubiquinone oxidoreductase core subunit V2. The transcript has 8 exons. NCBI's taxonomy places the organism in Eukaryota, Metazoa, Chordata, Actinopteri, Perciformes, Percidae. Gene Ontology annotation, biological process: mitochondrial electron transport, NADH to ubiquinone. The record is from RefSeq and is a predicted model, not a curated record. The coding region runs from base 103 to 828 and encodes 241 amino acids. Gene Ontology annotation, molecular function: NADH dehydrogenase activity.